GAGUCUGUGGGCAAUGUGCUGCAUGCAGCGAUGCGACGGCAAAGUGCUGACUUCGCAACUGGCAGGUCAAAUGCACCACCAGAACGCUUCUCCGGGAUGUCAUUGAAAAGCUUUGGCAUGUCUGCCACUGUGUCGGGCACGGCGGCGCCACGAAAGGCCAAGGAACGAAAGGAUGGCAGGUCGAUGGAGCUCAUGGACCUGGCGUUCUCCAAUAAGAUGCAACUGGGUCCAGAUGGACAGUACGUGCAGCAGUACACCCCGAUCUCCCUGCCAUAUUUCGACAUCCAAGAGGAAGGUGAGGCUUCAACCGAUGCGCCAACUCAAGCACAGACCAGGCCGAAGUUGAUGCACAUCGACGAGGCCAAUUCCCGGGCAGCGGCCAAGCUGCUGGGAGCCCAGCAGGAGCUGUUGGAAGACACCUACUUCUUGAUGCAGAUGCCCUGUGUUUUGCCAGAGAUGCGCAAUCCAGAAGAUGAGGUCUUCCGAGAACAGGAGGAUGCCCUGUCUGCGGGCGCAGGCUCCACGAUCACCCGACUCCCAGAUGGGAAGCUUGGAAAGCUCCGCAUCUACAAGUCUGGAAAGGUCCGGAUGGAGAUUGCGGGCGUCUCCUUUUGCGUCGAUCAGGGAUGUGACACCUUCUUCCAGCAGGAUUUAGCUCUUGUGUGCCCCCUGGCGGGUGAAAUCUUCAACCUGGGCAACAUCAACACCAGGAUGGUGCUGACGCCAGAUCUGGAUUCCAUCCUGAAGGAUGUGCCGCAGCAAAUGCCGGAGGACCUGCCCGAAGAGCCCCGGGUCACGAGGGUGGACCGCAAGGACCGGCCAGCGCGAAAGCGGUGCUAUGACUCUGAGGUAUUCCGAGGGGAAGGUUUUCCAAGGAAGGAUUUCUAUAUCUAUUUUUCAAGGGUUUCUUUGGUUCCCUAUCGCGUUGUUGCUGUAGUAUCGCUUUAUCAUAAAAAUUGGCUCAAGCUGCACAGAAGGCCUUAG
Molecule: messenger RNA, 984 nt
Organism: Cladocopium goreaui
Lineage: Eukaryota; Dinophyceae; Suessiales; Symbiodiniaceae
Source: the annotation of a GenBank genome assembly